AUGGUACAGGCCGCGAGCGUGACCGCCACCCACCUCAAGGAAGGGGCGGUCCUUGAUGUGCAGGAGAUUCCGAAUGGUGCCAGGCCAGCACUGUUGAUCCUGCAUAACGAAGGCGAGGAGGACAUUGUAGCCAUCUUCGCCGACGUGCUGGGCCAGCGCUGGGAAUCAGCGUCAUCGCUGGACGACGCGCUAUCCGGACCACGUGAAACAGUAUAUGGGCUAAGCAGCACGCUGGCUAAGCCGCGACUGGAUAGCUGGGAUCGCAGUAGGCUACUCAUCAACACACAUCGGGUGGACGGAAGCUGCGAGCUGGACGAGACCAUUACCGACCGCUGCGACUACGAAUACCUCUACACGCGAUCGCCCUUUUUCCGUCGAGAUGUGUCGCGAUAUCUGGGCUUCAUCCUAGGCCAGAUUGGCCCUCACCGCGACCUUACUAAGAAGGCGCGCACGACAUUGAUCUCGACCACGUUCCCCGAUGUGCACGCCGCACUCCCCAAUCUGGAUAUCUUGUCAGUCGGGGCAGAUGCAAUAGAGAUACGAGUAGACUUGCUUGAAGAGCCUCUGCCGGACGGCACUGUCAGUAAGGUCCCAAGCCUGAAGUAUGUGGGAGAGCAGGUCAUGGUACUGCGCCAGCGUACGGAACUGCCAAUCAUCUUCACGACGAGAUGUACAAAGGAAAACGGACGAUUCCCCAUGGAUGAUCCCUCCCUCUUCUACAAGUACCUAGCACGCGCAAUACAAUGGGGUUGCGAAUACAUUGACGUGGAAUUGUGGCUGCCAGAGGAGAUUAGGAGGAAGCUGGCUGAGCAUAAGGCUUGCACCAAGAUAAUUUCGGCGUUCCACGACUUCUCAGGUACUUUCAAGUGGACCGCGCCUGAAACACAACGACUGUUCGAAAGGGGGGCGGUGUACGGGGAUAUUGUCAAGAUGUACGCCCUUGUCAACUCAAUGCAAGAAAACUACGAGCUCGAGUACUUCCGGUCGACCAUCCAGGCAAAGUAUCCGCACCCUCCCUUUUCAGGCCUCAACAUGGGACCUAUGGGCCAGCUAUCGCGGACUCUAAACAAGAUAUUCACACCAAUCACACAUCCGUUGCUACCUAUGAUAGCAGCACCCGGGCAAUUAAGUGCAGCUGAGAUCAAUGCGGCGCUCCACACCAUGGGUCAGAUGCCCAAGCAGGACAUUUACGGCAUCGGGAGUUUCCGGUCAACAUCGCAAGCCAUGUUCUUUGAGAAGUGUUUCAACGAACUUAGCUUGCCACAUUCGUUUGGGUUUGCAGAGCGAGCGCCCAAGGCUUCGAUUGAGCAUAUCCUUGGCCGCAGCAACUUCGGGGGCGCGUACAUCAACCCGCCGCUGGCAGCCUCAGCGCCAUACCUUCCGUCUCUGUCCAACGCCGCUCGGGCAAUUGGACAAGUUGAUACUGUGCUGGUCGGACCCGGGACCAGCAAUGCAUCCUUCAUUGGCGACAAUACCCGGUGGAAGGGUAUACGGGCCACCCUUACCCGUGACUUUGUGCCAUCUGCAUACAGUGGACAAGCGGCAUUAUUGCUGGCUAGCAACGAGGCCGAUGCGUCGGCGUCGCUGUUUGCGCUGAAGAACCUUGGUAUUGGGCCGAUAUAUACCAUAGGGUUCAAGUCGCAAGGGCCGCUGUCUACUGACGUGUCACCGGUACGGUCGAUUGAGGAUGUGAAGCGGCUACAAGAGCCGUUCGUUAUCAUCUCGGCACUGCCUGCGGAUAAGUCAUUGCUCGUGGUGCCCCUGUUGAAGCACUACAGGGUCGGGGGUCGGAAUGGCACCACCAAUGGCGCCACAAACGGACGUGGGUCAGCAGGAACAAGAGCUGCAGCUGGAAAAGUGUUUGUCGACCUGGCCAGUGGGCCCCGAAAGGCCGACCCACUGGCCAUGGCCACAUCGGCAGGGUGGACUGCAUAUGGCAUUGAUGACGUAUCGGCAUGGACAACAGUUGAAACGAUUAGGAAACUCGUGGGCCAGAACUCAGCGAGCGGAGUCAGUCUGGCCAUGGCGUUUUCUUUUGUCGGGUUCGGGCAAUGCCAUGUGCCAUGUGCCAUGGUGAGGGAGAAGAGAACGACCGGGAAACAAGUCAUGUCACAGUUCCUCGGGGGAAGCGUAACCGGGCACGAGGGCUGCCGAGCGCAGGACGGCUAG
This is a messenger RNA of Pyrenophora tritici-repentis Pt-1C-BFP, 2169 nucleotides long. NCBI's taxonomy places the organism in Eukaryota, Fungi, Ascomycota, Dothideomycetes, Pleosporales, Pleosporaceae. The record is from RefSeq and is a predicted model, not a curated record.